AUGUCCGGUGCAAUUGAACGUCGACACGAAGAUUUAGUGGUAAGAUUAAUAUUUUUGAUUCAAAAAUUAAUCUAACAAAAUGUUCAGAAAACAGUCGUUGAUGGAAAUGGACAAUUCUAUCAAAUUCAUAAUGAACCAAUUCCAACAAAAACAUGUUUCGAUGUUACUUUCAAAACUGUAGGUUACUGUAGUUCUUCACAUAUUUUUGAUCUACCAGAAAGUUUUGAGAUUUUUUUCAAUCGGUACCACGCGCUCCACCAGGGUUACUGUGCAUAAUUCUGAAUCACAAGUCAGAGAUGCUUCUAAAAAACACUUUUUUCCAGUAUUCAACACCAUCUGUAAGUUACGUGGCAACUGUCAAAAUUCCAAGUAAUUAUCCAUUUGCUCCACCGAAAAUUGAACUGAAGGAUGAUAAGACAAAACAGAAAGUAAGUUUUCGCAUUUUUUUCAAAAAUCUUAAUUUUAUUUCCAGGUGAAAUUCAAGUUUUUGGAAAAAAAUAUGUGGCAACCAACAAUGAGUAUUCGAGAAGUUUUGCUCGAAGCAAGUCAUGCACUUUCUCGUCGAGAUUUGAAACCAAAAAGACCGAAUAUUUCAAUGUUAAUUCCUCGAAGCCAAAAAGCUUGACCAUCAAGAUAAAUGAAUUAUUUUUCCCACGUUUUGUUCUACUUUUUCUGGGCGGUUUUGAGUUAUUUCUUAUCCUAUUAUUUAUAGGAAAAUGCCAGGAGAGUCAGAUAAAGAAGUAAUAGAUUCACAACAACAAAAUCAACCGAAAACAUUUCAUCCUGGUCAAAUAAUUGAUGGAAAAUGGCGAAUAAAAUCAUUAUUAGGACAAGGUGCUUGUGGAGUUGUUUAUAAAGUUGAAGAUAAAGCUAAAAAAGGAUGGUCGGCUGCAAUGAAAAUCGAAUUUAUUUCACCAGAUUAUGAUCAAACUUUGAGAUUAGAAAUUGGAGUUUUGAACAAAUUGAAAAAUAAAAAAGAUAUGUUACAAUUGGUUGAUUUUGGACGACGAAAAACCUUUACGUUAGUUUGAAUUUUUAGAUUUUUAGAUGAGUGCAGUAAGAAAGUAAACAUAUUUUAAAAUAGUAGCUUAGGAAUACUACUGUUGUCAAACCCCGAACAAAGAUUUUUUCUUUUUCUUCUCAACUGAAACAAAAAUAAUAUAAUUUUGCAGAUAUAUGGUAACAAUUCUGUGUGGAAAAGAUUUGAUGGCACUUCGCUGUAAAAUAAAACGAGGUUUCAAUGAUAGUUCCGCACUUCGGAUUGCUGUUUUCACAUUAUACGGUUUAAAACAAACACAUGAAGCUGGAUACAUUCAUAGAGAUGUAAAACCAGGAAAUAUAAUUACAGCUGCAAAAAAUGGCAGAGAUUCGAGAUGUUUAUUAUUAAUUGAUUUUGGGAUGGCUCGGUCAUUUGUGACAACUGAAAAAGAUGGUAAAAAACAACUGAGAGUUAUGAGAAAAAAGAUUCCAUUGAGAGGAACAAUUCGAUAUUGUUCUCUAAAUGUACAUGAAAGACUUGAACAAGGAAGAUGUGAUGAUUUGAUUGCAAUGAUUUAUAUGUUAGUUGAAGUAACAUUAGGAGUUCCUUGGCAUCAUUUGAAAGAUGAAAAUGAAGUUAUGUCAAUGAAAAAAUCAACAAAAGAUUCAGAUUUAUUUGAAGAAUUACCUGAAGAAUUCCGAUUGAUAUUUGAAUAUCUCAAACCAUUAACUUAUAAUGAUCGACCAAGUUAUCUCAAAAUUUAUGAACUUCUGACAACAGCAAUCAAAAGAUUGAAAAUUAAUUUUUUGGAUCCUUAUGAAUGGGAAGAUGAUGAAAUUGAAAAAGAUGAAAAAUUAGAAAGGGAAAAAUUAGAGAAGGAAAAAAAGAAAAUUGCAGUUGAAUGUGAAAAAGAUGCGGAUGUUGAGAAAAAGAAAAUCAUCGAUGACAAAGAAACACACGAUCAAACACUUAAAACAUCUCAUGAUGUUGUUUCAAAUCAUGUUAUUGGAAGUAAAGAUUCAGCUAGUUAGUUCCAUUGUAACUUUUCAAUUUAAAAAGUUUGAUAAUGAUAUUUUUCAGAAAGUGGAAGCAAAACAUCACUUCGAUUGUCUGUUGCUGAACAAACUGAAAAAGAAUUGAAUACAGCUAUUGAUUAUGAUAUUUCUGAACUCAAUACGAAAAAGGCAUUGAACAGUAAGCACUCGUUAAUAUUUUGAUAACUACUUUUUGUUUUUUUUUCAGAAGAAGACCUUCAAUAUGUAAUCUAUCCAACAACUUCAAAAAACAAUUUCUCGGAAAAUGCGCUGCCAUUCUGA
Molecule: messenger RNA, 2295 nt
Organism: Caenorhabditis angaria
Lineage: Eukaryota; Metazoa; Nematoda; Chromadorea; Rhabditida; Rhabditidae
Source: the annotation of a GenBank genome assembly